Molecule: messenger RNA, 1983 nt
Organism: Trichoplusia ni (cabbage looper)
Lineage: Eukaryota; Metazoa; Arthropoda; Insecta; Lepidoptera; Noctuidae
Product: tRNA (uracil-5-)-methyltransferase homolog A
Exons: 11
Coding region: 128-1948 (606 amino acids)
Biological process (GO): RNA processing
Molecular function (GO): RNA methyltransferase activity; nucleic acid binding
Source: RefSeq, a predicted model, not a curated record
UUUCUGUCCAACAUAGACAAACCUCAAUUCGUCAACACGCAAUAGAAAAUGCAAACAAUAUAACCUAAAAAUUUACGAAAGUACACACAAAGUUUUAUAAAGUUAUUUUGAAUAUUUUAAGUAUAUUAUGGCAGAAGAAAAUGAAAUGGUUACUGAAAUAAGUGAUAAAGUUACAGAACAAGUAAUAAAAACUGACGAAGAAUAUGCAUAUUUAGAUCGCGGAGGGUUUUCUUCGGAAAAGUUUAAGAUAGAAUUGCGUGGACUGCCCAAGUUUUAUGGAAUUGCCGAGUUAAAGAAACUUAUGAAUCAAAAGUUGGGUUUGAACACUAGUAAAAUAAAGAGACCUAAAAACGGAAGUCAUUGGCUGUAUGCCUGCUUCCAAAAUGACGAAGAGCGCUCUAAAGCUAUUCAGGCACUCAAUGGGUACUCAUGGAAAGGUAAAACAUUAAUAGCAGAAGAGGCAAAACCAGCACCAGAUCCAUUGGUUAGAAAGAGGAAGCAAGAUGAAGAGGAUACAGACCUACAGAAGAAGAGGAAAGAGGAUGACAAUAAGAGUCAAGAAGAGAGGCUUAAAGAUGCCACCACUCCAUACUGGAAUAUGCCUUAUGAGCAGCAGCUCAAGUUAAAAGAAAAAGAAAUCAAGAAUAUUCUGAUGAAAUUUGACAAUGAAAUAUGGAAAAUUGACAAAAGCAGGCGUAAUGAGAUUGAAUCAAAACGCAAGCUACACCAAGGAUUAAGCUUUGAGCUAAAACCUAUAGAGAAGUCGCCAGUAACUGAAGGUUAUAGGAACAAGUGUGAGUUUACAGUUGGGAUUGAUGAUGAGACGAAGUUGCCUACUGUUGGGUUCAGGUUAGGGAGCUAUGUGACUGGCACUGUUGGUGUUGGGCCAAUUCAGGCAAUGAUACAUAUAUCAGAGCAGACUAAAAAGGCUGUAUUGUUGUUCCAAGACUUCGUCCGCAAGUCUUCGUUGGCGCCGUUCUCUCCUGCGGACUACUCGGGCUACUGGCGAUACCUCACCGUGCGAGACUCCACGUCUACUGGCGAGGUCAUGCUCAUAGUAGUCAUGCAUCCACAGGAGCUGACCGAAAGCGAAUUAGAUAAAAUAAAGAGCGAUCUUAAAGAACAUUUUAGUUCAGAAGAAGCGAUCGCGUGUGGAAUCAAGUCCCUGUACUUCGAACUUGCACUUAAAAGGCGUGUUGGCGAGGAUGGGGCGAAGCCAGUCCAUCUUGCUGGGUCCACUCAUAUAAUAGACACUAUUCUUGGAAAGCAGUUCAGAAUAUCACCAGAGGCGUUCUUCCAGGUGAACACCGCAGGCGCAGACGUGCUGUAUCAGAGUGCUAUCGACAUGAGCCGAGUAAAGGAGGACUCCACUGUGGUGGACAUCUGUUGUGGGACCGGCACUAUAGGACUGUGCUUCGCUAAGCAUUGCAACAAAGUAUUAGGCUUGGAGAUGAUAGCUGAAGCGGUUAAGGAUGCUAAAGCGAAUGCGGAGUUAAAUAAAAUAGAGAACUGUGAGUUCUUCACGGGGAAGGCAGAGGAUGUGCUGCCGUCCGUGCUGGCGCGGGCCACCGGAGAAGAUAUCAUAGCCAUUGUGGACCCGCCGAGGGCUGGGCUACAUAUGCGUGCUGUAACCCAGCUUCGGAACACGAGGAAGGUGAAGCGCUUAGUAUACAUAUCGUGCAGCCCGGCGUCCGCCGUUAAGAACUUCAUCGACCUGUCCCGCGCGUCGUCCAAGACGUUGCGCGGCGCUCCCUUCCUGCCCGUGCGAGCUGUGCCCGUCGACAUGUUCCCACAGACGAAACACGUUGAGCUCGCUAUACUGUUUGAAAGAGAGAAUUCUUCAGAGUCUAGCGAAAUGGAGACCUCAAUACCUCAAGACGUCAAAGACAAAGAGGAUGAUAGCAAAGAGGUUAUAAAUGACGAAAACAAUGAUACUAAUGUAGCAUAGCAUUUGUUGAUAAUAAAAUGUUUAUUAAUCAUUAA